UUCCACUAGUUGCUUUUAGAUAAAUGUCGGCUAUUCUGUUUAUAAUGCAAGAUCUGUCAUGCCGCUACUUUUAGAAAAAGAUGUUAACAUUGAGUUACAUAUCGUUAGUUUUUUUUGUCUGGCUAGGUUAUUGCGAAGAACAAUAUUGUUCCAUCGACAGUGCAGAAAGUUGUAAUGAAGAGAAAGAAAUUAAUUUAUACAAGAAAGUUGCUAACGAACAAUACGUUAAGUAUUAUCAUGCAAUUGAAAAAGCAGAAACAAGUUACAAACCAUGUAAUAAUACAAACAAUGGUUGCUUUAAUGAUGUUAUCACUUUCGACUUAAAAACUUUUAGAGAACAAGGUUUAAAUAGAGAUCUAGUGAAUACUGCAAAAAAUAGAGGCACAUUUUAUCAGAUAAUACAAGGAAAGGUAUAUAGACAAAAGGAUUGCAUGUUUCCAUCAAGAUGUGCUGGAAUAGAGCAUUUUCUUUUACAAUUGGCUCCUGAUUUACCAGAUAUGGAUUUAGUGAUAAAUACACGAGAUUAUCCUCAAUCAAGCAAACAUUUUGGUGGUCCAUUGCCUAUUUUCUCAUUUAGUAAGACGCAACAAUAUUAUGAUAUUACAUAUCCAGCAUGGGCAUUUUGGGAAGGUGGUCCAGCAAUUUCUUUAUAUCCCCGUGGUCUUGGAAGAUGGGACAAACAUCGUAUAUACUUAGAUAGAGCUAGCAAUAGCACACCAUGGGAAGAAAAAGAAAAUAUAGGUUUUUUCAGAGGUUCUAGAACAAGUUCAGAGCGUGAUAAUUUAAUACUCUUGAGUCGAAGUAAACCAGACUUAAUAGAUGCUCAAUAUACUAAAAAUCAAGCAUGGAAAUCCGAAGAAGAUACAUUAUAUGCAGAUCCAGCUGCUGAAGUUACUUUUGAAUCUCAUUGCAAAUAUAAAUAUUUAUUUAACUAUAGAGGUGUUGCAGCAUCAUUUAGACAUAAGCACUUGUUUUUGUGUCGAUCUUUAAUAUUUCAUGUUGGAGAUGAAUGGACUGAAUUUUAUUACAAUGCAAUGAAACCUUGGAUUCAUUACAUACCUGUUCCUAAGGACGCUAAUCGAACAGUAUUAGAGGAAUUAAUUCACUUUGCAAAAAGUAAUGACGAAUUAUCCAAGAAAAUUGCAUAUCGUGGAAGGGAUUUUGUGUGGGAUAAUUUGAAGAUGUCGGAUAUUUUACAGUUUUGGAAAAAACUCUUACGAAGGUAUUCUAAACUUUUAACCUACAAAAUUAUUUUAGAUGAAAAUUUAAUACGAAUCAACAAAUAGGGGAAAUUUUAAUAAUAGUACAAGGAACAUUUAAUAUAAAUAAUUUUAUAUAUCUUUUUAUUAAAAUUUCAAUUUUUGUAUAUAAAAUGUUAAUCAAUAAAAAUAAUUUUGAUAAUGA
Molecule: messenger RNA, 1404 nt
Organism: Hylaeus anthracinus
Lineage: Eukaryota; Metazoa; Arthropoda; Insecta; Hymenoptera; Colletidae
Product: O-glucosyltransferase rumi homolog
Exons: 6
Coding region: 81-1286 (401 amino acids)
Biological process (GO): positive regulation of Notch signaling pathway; protein O-linked glycosylation
Cellular component (GO): endomembrane system
Molecular function (GO): UDP-xylosyltransferase activity; UDP-glucosyltransferase activity
Source: RefSeq, a predicted model, not a curated record